CGUCUGAUUUUCGUCCUCGUUUUUUUCUUAAAAAGACGAGCGAAAUGAUCACAUCGAAACUUCCCAUCGCUCUAUUUUUAAAAAGAACAUGUCUGUCAUCAAGCCCGACCGCCUCGUUUUAACAUUACUAUGGAUACGUUACGGUGAAAGAAGAAGUUAAAAAACUUUUCUCCGAUCCUCGGGAGCGCAGCACAAUGGACUCGAGACAGAGGAAGCGCUCCGGAGGAGGAGGAGGAGUGAGGCUGUGGAGGCUCUGCUUGUAUCUAGCCGGCCUUUCCUGUGGCUCGGCUCAGCUCAGCUACUCCGUAUCGGAGGAACUCAGCCCGGGCUCGGUCGUUGGGAACAUCGCGAAAGAUUUGAGUCUCACUGCUCAAAGGAUCGCUCAGAGGAGGCUGCGGGUGGUCUCGGAAUCCACAACGCAGUAUUUUGAGGUGAAGCUGGCGACCGGCGAUCUGGUCAUCAAGCACAAAAUUGACAGGGAACAAAUGUGCGAACUGAGUGCAGCAUGUUCACUACAUCUCCAACUACUUCUGGAGGAACCUUUAGAAAUCCACCGCGUCGUGGUGGACAUUCUGGAUGUGAAUGACAACGCGCCGCAGUUUUCAACCAGCAACAUUUCUCUGGAGAUAUCCGAGGCGGCGGCUCCUGGCACAACGUUCCUCUUGGAGAGCGCGCACGACCCGGACGUGGGUACCAACUCGUUACGGACUUACCAUCUCGCAGCCAAUGACUUUUUUAUUUUGAACGUGGAAACUAAAAGUGACGGCAGUAAGUUUCCAGAGCUACUGGUGGAUAAACCUUUGGACAGGGAGACGCAGGCCUCGUUUCGCCUUUUGCUCACUGCGUUAGAUGGGGGCCAGCCGGUGAGAUCUGGCACAACACUUAUGCUCAUUAAAAUUCUGGAUGUAAAUGACAAUGCUCCCGUCUUUGACGAGCCGGUAAAGAAAGUUAGGCUUUUAGAAAAUGUUGCACGGGGCACUUUAGUGACAAAAUUGAACGCGACUGACGCGGAUUCGGGUAACAACGGAGAAAUAUCUUUCCUCUUUAGUAAGUACACCCCGGAACGCGUGUUCAGCCUUUUCAGUGUGGAUUCUAAAAGCGGGGAGAUCCGUGUGAAGGGGGAUGUGGAUUACGAGAAAGCCACUGCAUACCACAUCACAGUUCAGGCCAGAGAUGGGGGGUCCCCCGCGAUGGAGGGCUCUUGUAACGUCAUAGUGGACAUCAUUGAUGUGAAUGACAACGCACCAGAGGUCACACUGACUAAACUAACCAGUCCGAUCAGAGAGGACUCGGCCCCAGAGACUGUGAUAGCGCUCAUCAGUGCACGGGACCUGGACUCUUCUGUAAAUGGCAAGGUUACAUUAACUGUCCAACCAGGUUUACCAUUUAAACUAAAUUCAGCUUUUGGCACGCACUACAGCCUCACCACUGCUGGACACCUGGACCGUGAGACUGUCUCAGAGUACACAGUGGUCAUCAAGGCCACUGAUGCCGGGUCCCCUCCCCUUUCGUCACAAACCACCUUUGUGGUGAAGCUCUCCGAUGUAAAUGACAACGCUCCCACCUUCUCCCAGCCUUCAUACUCUGUGGACAUCCCAGAGAACAAUGCUCCCAGUGCCUCCAUUGCUGCGGUUUCAGCCACUGAUCCGGACCUCGGGGACAACGCUCACAUCUCCUACUCUAUCUUCCCCAGCAUGGUCCAGGGCUCACCCAUCUCUUCUUAUGUCUACAUUAACCCAGAGAGUGGCCAGAUCUACAGCAUGCGCUCUCUGGAUCACGAACAACUUAAAGCUUUCCGUAUUGAGGUGCAGGCCCGAGAUGCUGGAGUGCCGCAAAGGUCAGCCAACGUCACGGUGCACGUAUUUGUGGUGGACGUGAAUGACAAUGUGCCAGUGAUUGUUUACCCCUCCUACCUAAAAGACAAAGGAUUACAUUUAACUUUGCCACCAUCUGUGGGCCCAGGACAUCUCGUAAAUAAACUUGUAGGCGUGGAUGCAGACAGUGGGCACAAUGCAUGGUUGUUCUACUCCAUCGUCCCCGGACCAAAUGCUGGCAUGUUCCGUAUCGGGGCCCACACUGGUGAGCUCCGUACAGCCCGCAAAUGGGACGAGGAGGAAGGGGGCUCGACGUAUGACAUUGUGGUCAUCAUUCAGGACAACGGUGACCCGCCGAAGUCCAGUUCCGUGAACAUCACAGUAACUGUCGAUGAGAAAGGCACAAUUCAUGAUGCUCCGGCACGCCCACGCCACACACCUUUCUACCAUCGCACUGGGAUGUCGGACAUCACUUUGUACCUCAUCAUCGCUCUAGCCAGUGUGUCAGCGGUGUCCUUUAUCACGUUUGUCAUCCUCAUGGUACGUUGCCUAAGGCACCGCGACCCACUGCUCGGAGACUCUGACUGCUGCAGCUGCUACGGUCAUAACAGUUCCAGCCGCUACCAUCAGAGGCCAGGCAAGGACCUGCACCUGCAGCUCAAUACUGAUGGGCCCAUACGAUACAUGGAGGUUGUGGGUGGUUCCCAGGACCCCAACACACGCACCUACAGGCCCUGUUACUCCACCAUAUCCAGCCGGAGUGACUUUGUAUUUAUGAAGACACCCAUGAUGAGUCACAACAACACGCUCAACAUGACACUCAGCAGGAAGCACCUUAUGAACUCAGCCAGUGAGCAAAAGCCUCCCAACAAUGACUGGCGCGUCACACAGGGACCGAGACCUGGACCUAGUGGUGCAACUGGAGGACCUGAGGUUGCCAUGGGAACUGGCCCUUGGCCCCAACCCCCCACUGAGGCCGAGCAGCUUCAGGCCCUGAUGGCUGCAGCCAACGUAGGCGAGGCUACGGCCACACUGGGACCCGGCACCAUGGGCCUGAGCACCCGCUACAGCCCCCAGUUCACCCUGCAGCACGUGCCCGACUAUCGCCAGAACGUCUACAUCCCCGGGAGCACGGCCACUCUAACCUCCAACCCCCAGCAGCAGCAGGCCACGGCCCAGCAGGCGGCCCAGCAGGCGGCCCAGCAGGCGGCCCAGCAGCAGGCGGCCCAGCAGCAGGCGGCCCAGCAGCAGGCGGCCCAGCAGGCGCUGCCUCCGGCCCAGGUCUUGGUCCAGCCCGAGCCUCCAAAGGCCGCCCAGACCCCUGCCUCCAAGAAGAAGUCCACCAAGAAGGAGAAGAAGUAGAGUUGGACGAAGAGAGGUGGAGGAAUGAGGGACCCGGCUUGAUCUGAUGAGAAAUGCAACCCCUCAUGCCCCCCCCCCCCCAUAAGGUAUCUAAUGCUCCGCUGUCAAUCAUGUUAGCCACGGUUUAAAUAAUUACAGCAAAUCACUUUUGACGACAUGGACGUUGGAUAGAUGUUGAUGGUUGUUUGAAAGUGUCUUGAAUGUGCUGAAGGCGGUUGUUGGUGUUGAUAACCCGUGCUGUGCUAAAACAUUUUUUGCUCACAUAAUGUUUGUUGGUAGAUUAUUUUGGCCGGGUAUGGGGGGUUAUUGUGAUUCUUUGUUUUUCUUUUGACAAAAUCAAUUGAACUUGGACAAAGAGAUUCAGUGUAAGGAACCUUGCUGGGAUGACAAGGCAGUACGAAGUGAUGUAUUCAGAGAUGAAAUGUUAAUGUUUUUCACGUUGGAUUUAUUGUGCUUUCCCUGAGAUGGAAAGUCAGCUAUUGUAAAGUUCGCUAAUUGCCAUCCAUAAGAUUCCUAUAUAGGGUCGGCCUUGCAGGGUCUUAAACCAUAAGUCCUGUGGAUAUAAGGCUGUUGUUUGACAGGUAUUACAAACUCUUCUGCAUGCUCUUUAAGGUUCAAAUCACAUAUACUAGUUUAUAGUUGCAAACUAUGCAUUGCAAAAGCAAAGAGGACAAUCUGACUCCGUUAUCCUCCAUCCGAUUGCAGGUCAACAUGAUGCACAUGUAGCAUUGACUUGACACAAAAUUAAAAUGACUUUUUCAAGCAUAGUAAAAAAAUAAAAUAACUAAUCUCCUGAGAUUUUUAAGAUCUGAGCAUGCAUCCUAAGGAAGGUUCCGGCAGAGGGCGGGUGACAUGGUUCUGUGUCAUUGAGUCCCACGCCAUGCUGUCCAUGCUGUAGCAGCAGAGACUUGUGUAACACCUGCAGAUGGGCACAGACAUUUCCUGCUGCACCCUCAACCCUCCCCUCCUCCUCACACCCAGCUUGUGUCCUCUCCUCACUCACUACCCCAAGUCGAGAGCCAAACAAAGAGAAAUGGACUGUUCGUAUUUUGAAGAUCAGAUAAUGAAGGGGUAGUAAUCGCUUCGGUGUUUGGGGAAACGCAUAGAAACUUAAGUGCUUAGGACCAUCUAGACACUUUACAUGCCUUUAGGGCCUCGACUGAGUAUUACCCCUCACUAUUCUGAAGUGUUGAAUAACUUCUUGAUGUGACACAGUAACAUGUUUUUUUUUCUUUGGGAGAUAGUGACUCAAUAGCAUAGAAGAAUUGUUUGUAUAAGAUAUGAAGUCUUUACUAUGCCGUCCAUCUGUCCUUCAGGCCUCCGGCCAGAUACAACUGCAUGAGAAAAAGCAGCUGGCAGGCUGGGUCAGGGGGAGUGGAAGGGGUGAGGGGUUCACAGACUGAGGUGGCACCAUAACAUCAACCAGAGGGGUGAUAAACACCAUUGGCUCUACCCACUGAAUGUACAGAGGAACCACUGUUGAUCUGUCCACUCCGUAAACUUUCUCUAAUGCACUGACCCCGGUAGAGGUCAACAGAGCCAAGCACAGCUGUCCCUGUUGGUGAUGAGAUACCACUCAAGAGCUCUUUGAAUUGUCCCUCCUCUGUUGCCAUCAUGAGAAGCCUUAGCCUCUCUUCCACUCACCUCUCCGCUCCCUGGUCCUUUUGAGGCUCUUCUCCACUGUAAAUAAACACACAGUCCUGUCGAUGGUAUGAGCCAGUUGUUUGUAUAGUAGGGAUUAAGUCCAACAGUUUCAAAAUAAAAGUCCCUCCAACAAGGCGUGGCUUACUACUGGAAUGUGUUGCAUUUUGUUUUUCAGGAAAAAUAAGAAAACUACAGUAAAAAAAAAAAAAUAAUCAAUAAUGAGAAAAAAUCUGAGAUGUUCUUCAACAGUUUGUGUUGCAAUGUAGUAACUAAGCACCAUGGAAGCCAACUAACACUUCAGUGUAAAUAAAUGAAUUAAAGACAACUUUAGAAGUAAACAAAGUGACACACGUAGACUAGUUAACUUGUGGUAUGUGUUGCGCAUAUUUUUGUGUUCAGUUUCUCUCUGCUAUCUUUUGUCACCCUUUAAAGAAACAAAACAAAAAACAAAAAAUAUGGAAAUGUUUCUAUCCUUCUGGAACCUCUUAAUGUUCUUUUGCGGUGAUUUUAUCUUGUGCAUUUGUGAAAGAAUGCCUUUCAUUCUCUUUCUGUCCAUAUGAACAAAUGAUUAUAAAUAUUAUAUAUGUGUAAGUCCGUCCGCUGCUGAAUUAAUACUACUCUAUCCUGCUGUAUUAUCUUUCUUAUCAAAUGCUUAGCCCCCACACUAUACCCCUGUGUUACUCUUAUUUUUAUGCUAAUAUUUAUAUUGCUGUUUUAUUUUCUCUUGAACACUGACAUUUCAAAUAAAAAGAUUCUGAAAUCAUUAAAAAGA
This is a messenger RNA of Pseudoliparis swirei, 5592 nucleotides long. Its product is annotated as protocadherin gamma-C5-like. NCBI's taxonomy places the organism in Eukaryota, Metazoa, Chordata, Actinopteri, Perciformes, Liparidae. Bases 195 to 3176 code for a protein of 993 amino acids. Gene Ontology annotation, cellular component: plasma membrane. The record is from RefSeq and is a predicted model, not a curated record. Gene Ontology annotation, molecular function: calcium ion binding. Gene Ontology annotation, biological process: homophilic cell-cell adhesion. The transcript has 4 exons.